ACGGUGUAGCGACAAGCGGUGUGCACAGGUCGCAGUCGUUAGUCGAGAGUCGGAGCUGGGUCUGAUCGGAUCUACAGGUACAACACGGACGAGAUACUUUCACUGGGAUGCUGAGGGAAACGCUUUUCGUUUUCGCGGCACUUGCCGUGCUUGCUAGUGCAACUGAAGUCCAGCCUUGUGAGAAUGGGGCGCCACUAGUAACAGACGGUGUUCAGAUCACGGUUUCCGGUUGCGACAAACCCACGUGUCUAUUGAGGCAGGGUACUACAAUUAACAUACAAGCCAAGUUUACGCCUGAAAGAGCAAUUCAGAGUUUGGUGAACGACGUAAGCGCGUUACUUUUCAACGUGCCCUUACCGUUUGUGGGAGUCGACGGAACAAACGCUUGUGAAAACAUUUAUAACGCCGAAGGUAGCAAAACUGGAUGUCCGAUGCAGCCAGGCGUCGAAUAUACCUACAAAAACAGUUUCGACGUGCUGCCGAUAUAUCCCAGGGUUGCAUUGACUGUACGUUACGCAUUGCGCGAAGGAAAUGACAGAAUUAUAUGUUUCGAGCUACCAUCGAAAAUUACGAAAUGAACUGUUUUCGUUGCGGACUUCGACAAGCUAUAAUUAAAGGUCACAGUGUGAGUAGUCGGAACGAUCUGGCCUCGAGCUUACGUAAUUUGUCGAUAUUAUUGCAUGCGAAAGUAAUCGUCUCAGUGUCGAAUGUAUCACACAUAUCGUGUACGUAAAAUAUUUUUAAUAAAAUGAUUUAUAAUUUA
Messenger RNA from Dinoponera quadriceps, 763 nucleotides. RefSeq names its product protein NPC2 homolog (gene Npc2b). Lineage: Eukaryota; Metazoa; Arthropoda; Insecta; Hymenoptera; Formicidae. The record is from RefSeq and is a predicted model, not a curated record. The coding region runs from base 108 to 578 and encodes 156 amino acids. The transcript has 3 exons. Gene Ontology annotation, biological process: intracellular cholesterol transport. Gene Ontology annotation, molecular function: sterol binding.